Lycium ferocissimum is the source of this 1404-nucleotide messenger RNA. RefSeq names its product ethylene-responsive transcription factor ERF025-like. The record is from RefSeq and is a predicted model, not a curated record. Lineage: Eukaryota; Viridiplantae; Streptophyta; Magnoliopsida; Solanales; Solanaceae. Gene Ontology annotation, molecular function: DNA-binding transcription factor activity; DNA binding. The transcript has a single exon. Gene Ontology annotation, biological process: regulation of DNA-templated transcription. The coding region runs from base 44 to 643 and encodes 199 amino acids.
AACAAGCACCUGCCAAAUUAAGUCAGUCUUACUUUUCUACUGCAUGGAUAAUUAUCCCUUUAACGUUACCCCAAGUGACAAUUAUCCUCCCCCAUUUGAAAACCUCUCUCCAACUGGCUCUGGUAGACAUCCGAAUUUCAAAGGAAUUCGGAUGAGGAACGGUAAAUGGGUAUCCGAAAUACGUGAGCCUCGAAAAACUACACGUAUAUGGCUAGGUACCUUCCCAACUCCUGAGAUGGCAGCUGCUGCUUACGACGUUGCAGCCUUGGCAUUAAAAGGCCCUGACACACAAUUAAACUUUCCAGAUUGCGCUAACUCGUACCCUGUGCCCCUUUCUCUAGCAGCUGCAGAUAUACGUACUGCGGCUGCAAAUGCUGCUGCCGCUAGAGCGCCUCCUUCAGAAAGCAGUAUUGAUCAGGCAACGCCUGAUCAGACAGCUGGAGUUUCUGGAGAUACUGUAGCAGCAGCAGCACCGGGGCAGAGUCAGGAGUUUGUAGAUGAAGAGGAAAUAUUCGGAAUGCCGAAAUUGCUGGAUGAUAUGGCAGAGGCAAUGCUUGUUAGCCCGCCAAGGAUGCAUCAGUCAACGUCUUACGAUGAAUCGCCUGAAAAUUCUGAUGCAGAUAACCUCUGGAGUUACCCAUAAAGUAUGAAAGUAACGUCUUUACUUUUCAUAUAUGAGGAAAGGAAACUAUGGCCCCCCCAUGUACAGUCCAGAACCUAGAAUAACGGAACCACUAUUUAUAAGUUUAGUGGGUUUUCAUUUGGUUUGUCUUUUUUUUUUCUUUUUUUUUUCCCCUUUUUGGCUAAUAGUCCUUGAGAAACAGUUUUCGGAAAGGACGUUGGAUUUGAAACAAGUAGUACUUGUAUUUUCUCCCUUUUAAAAAAAGAAGUUGCUUUACUUUUAUUGAAAACAAUGACUUGACUUUCUCAAAAAUCAAAAUAUUUUUAUUAGAAGUCAAACAAAAUUGUUUUCAGGUUUUGAGUAACUUCUUCAAAAUCAAACUAAAAACAAGUACACCCAUCUAAACUUAGUUGCUGUGUGGACUCUCUAUAUAGGUGAGAAGUCCCUUUUCUUGUAAUAGGAGUAAUUAAUCUUGAUGAAGUUUGUUGGGUAGAAAAUAGUACUACGUAGUCACUGUGAAGCAUUUGUGAUCUGUCUUUCAAGGAGAUAUGAAGCUCUUAAGGAACCAACAAAUAUAUGGGGCCAGAAAAUUUGCUAUGAACGUUUGACUAUGUGGAGUACUAUUGUGAGUGUCAGAAUUAAUAAUGCCAAAGCCUACUCGCUUUUUGACAUAACGAAUGACAUGAUAGUUUAUGUUCUUACAUUCUGUAUUGAUAUAUAGUUGGCUUAUUCUUACAUUCUGUAUUGAUAUAGUUGGCUUAAUAAGCCAAUGGUUUGUCCUC